AUUGAAUGUAACUAGUCAGUAAAGUGAGAAAAAUGCAGCAUUUAAGACUUUUUCUUGUUUGGGCAUGUCUUUGGGGAGCUGCUAUCGAUGCUAAUCUUCCCAAGGAGCAAGGCUGUGAGCAGCCAAAUAAUUAUAUGCAUAAAUUUGACAUCAAUAAAUAUCUAGGAACCUGGUAUACCCAAUCAAGAACUCCAUUUUUUGGUGAGCGUAUAGCCAGAUGCACACGCCAAUCGGUUAGUAGGACUAAGAGUAAAGGUAAUUGGACAUAUGUUUCAAAACUAUGGGAAAUACGACACGAGAGUACGAAGCCAAGUUUAAGAAAUAUUCCAUUGACUGACUUAAGAAACGGAACCUAUGAAAUGCAAACGAAAGUCGAUGAAAAAGGUUCAAGGGCAUUCGUCUUAGAUACUGACUAUACUCAUUAUGCUGUUCGUUAUAAUUGUUUCGAUAUAGUUGGCUAUAUAUCAUUUGAUUCGUGGGUGAUCGAGACACGUCAGCCCAAUCCACCAAAAAAAUAUAUAAAAAAAGCUAUAAGUGUAUUAAAAGCGGCUAACUUGCGCUAUGAGGAUAUGAUGACUGUUGAUCAAAAAAAUUGUAGUAGCAUUCAGAAACCGAAACAUAAACCAAAACCGAUACCAAAAGUUCAACCGAAGCUUAGAACACGGCACUAAGUUAUAUUCUGAAGAUUUUCUAUAUAAAAAAGAAAACAGCAAAUAAAAAACCCAAAUAACAAAUAAAAAUGUUGACCAACAAGAAAGACAAACAGAAACAUAAAUCAGAAACCGCACACGAAACGGAUGCGCAUAGAUAACUCUAACUGUACUUGCCUCCCAUACACACAGAAACACGAGCGCACACACACACAUACACACAGAAAAAGGACAAUUGUAAAAUUAAACAGCGAAAAGGCAGGAGAAUUGUCCUUCCUCAAAAGCAAACAACGUCCAAUGGGGAAAUUUUAUGCUACACCGAUUUUAGAAAUUUCUACAUAUUUAUAUAUUGUAUGUUGAUACAAUAUAAGGUCUGUACUUGAAACAAA
Drosophila willistoni is the source of this 1039-nucleotide messenger RNA. Its product is annotated as apolipoprotein D-like. Bases 33 to 671 code for a protein of 212 amino acids. NCBI's taxonomy places the organism in Eukaryota, Metazoa, Arthropoda, Insecta, Diptera, Drosophilidae. The transcript is spliced from 5 exons. The record is from RefSeq and is a predicted model, not a curated record. Gene Ontology annotation, molecular function: pigment binding.